This is a messenger RNA of Clavispora lusitaniae ATCC 42720, 525 nucleotides long. It is a transcript of the gene IMP2, whose product is annotated as endopeptidase catalytic subunit. Gene Ontology annotation, cellular component: membrane; mitochondrial inner membrane peptidase complex. The record is from RefSeq and is a predicted model, not a curated record. Gene Ontology annotation, molecular function: serine-type endopeptidase activity. NCBI's taxonomy places the organism in Eukaryota, Fungi, Ascomycota, Pichiomycetes, Serinales, Metschnikowiaceae.
AUGGCGCUUCCCCACAUCAAAACUGCGCUUGUUACGCUCACGUGGUUUCCCGUGGUUUUCGUCGCCCUCGACCAUCUUUAUCUGCCGUGUCAGAUCCACGGCUCCUCCAUGGCGCCUACUUUCAAUCCUGGCACAGAAUCUCUCGCUAAAGAUGUGGUUCUUCUACAAAAACAUAGCGUCAAGCGGCCCGGUGCCCUUUCGCGUGGAGACAUUGUCAUGUUCCGGUCGCCGUCCGAUCCGGAAAAACUCUUGACCAAACGUGUUGUUGGCGUUCAGGGUGACACCAUAAUACCCCGAGAUUCGGCAUAUCCACGGAAACAGGCGCUCGUGCCUCGAAAUCAUCUUUGGGUCGAGGGCGAUAAUGCCUUCCACUCGGUGGAUCUGAACAAUUUCGGACCCAUUAGUCAGGCUCUUGUGGUGGGGAAAGUUGUGACUGUGCUAUGGCCGUUCAGUCGGAUUUCUUCGAGUCUAGAAGGAGGACGGGAUGCCCGCAAAAAGGCUGUGCCUUCGUUAGACGAUUAUUGA